Molecule: messenger RNA, 1732 nt
Organism: Betta splendens (Siamese fighting fish)
Lineage: Eukaryota; Metazoa; Chordata; Actinopteri; Anabantiformes; Osphronemidae
Gene: kat8
Product: K(lysine) acetyltransferase 8
Exons: 11
Coding region: 124-1596 (490 amino acids)
Biological process (GO): regulation of DNA-templated transcription
Molecular function (GO): histone acetyltransferase activity
Source: RefSeq, a predicted model, not a curated record
UGAGUACUAAAGGAGGCGCUUCGCCGCCAUCUUGGAUUUUUUUUUCUUUUUUGUAGACCAACCCAUCACAAUUAACUGCGCAGGCUACAAGAGGUGUGUGGUUGUUUUUAAACGACGGAGGGUAUGACCGGCGGGGCCGACUUUCACAAGGGCUACAGCAACAAGGACUCGGAGCAUAGAAUGGAUGUGGACCUGGACUCGAGUCACCUGGAAAGUGAGCGGGGGGAGCUGGACAGCAGCCUCCCCGCCGCCUGCUCCUCCAACGGCAGUGGCGGGGAAGAGGACGACGGGGAGGCCGUUGGUCGCGCGAGAGGAGCAGGAGGCUCUAGUAUGCAGCACAACCCGGGAGGAGGCGGCGGCAGGGAGCAGGAGGUGUCGGUCGAAAUAGGGGAGACGUACUUGUGUCAAAGAGCCGACAAGACGUGGCAUACAGCAGAGGUCAUUCAGUCCCGACUGAAUGAGCAGGAGGGCAGAGAGGAGUUUUACGUCCACUAUGUAGGAUUCAACAGGCGCCUAGAUGAGUGGGUGGAUAAGUCCCGUCUGGCGCUUACGAAGACGGUGAAGGAUGCAGUGAGAAAGAGCACGGAGUCCGGAGGCGUCGGCGAUUUGGGAGACCAGCCUGAAAGGAAGAUCACCCGGAACCAGAAGCGCAAGCACGAUGAGAUCAACCAUGUUCAGAAGACAUAUGCAGAAAUGGACCCAACAACUGCUGCACUGGAGAAAGAGCAUGAGGCGAUCACAAAAGUGAAGUAUGUGGAUAAGAUUCAGAUCGGAAACUUUGAAAUUGACGCCUGGUACUUCUCACCGUUUCCAGAAGAUUAUGGAAAGCAGCCCAAACUAUGGAUCUGCGAGUACUGUCUUAAAUACAUGAAGUAUGAGAAGACCUUCAGACAUCACCUGUCCCACUGUCAGUGGAAACAGCCACCAGGAAAAGAAAUCUAUAGAAGGAGCAACAUAUCUGUGUAUGAGGUGGAUGGUCGGGACCAUAAGAUAUACUGUCAGAAUCUUUGUCUACUAGCAAAACUAUUUCUCGAUCACAAGACGUUAUAUUUUGAUGUGGAGCCGUUUAUUUUCUACAUUCUUACUGAAGUCAACAAACAAGGAGCACACAUUGUAGGGUACUUUUCCAAAGAGAAGGAGUCUCCAGAUGGGAAUAAUGUGGCCUGUAUCCUCACACUCCCACCCUACCAACGCAGAGGCUAUGGAAAGUUUCUUAUUGCUUUCAGUUAUGAGCUGUCCAAGCUGGAGAGUACAGUCGGUUCUCCAGAGAAGCCUCUGUCAGAUCUGGGGAAGCUGAGCUACAGAAGUUACUGGUCCUGGGUUUUGUUAGAGAUCCUAAGGGACUUCAGAGGAACACUAUCAAUCAAAGACCUCAGCCAGAUGACUAGCAUCACACAGAGUGACAUUAUCAGUACUCUGCAGUCGCUCAACAUGGUGAAAUACUGGAAAGGUCAGCAUGUUAUAUGUGUGACACCAAAACUGGUGGAGGAACAUCUAAAAAGCGCCCAAUACAAGAAACCACCAAUCACAGUGGACACCACAUGUUUAAAAUGGGCGCCACCUAAAAAUAAACAAGCCAAGCUGUCCAAGAAGUGAGCAGUGAUCCCACAGCUGUCUUUCAACCAGCAUCUGUAUAUGGUCGAUCAACUUCCACUUUCCUCCUCUCCUUCUGUCAUGUGCAUAUUAUUUGUAGCAUCUGUCAAUAUUUUUUUAAAACAUGUUUUUAAAAACA